UGAUCAAUAUUAUCCACUAUUAUCCGACCAAGCUUAUAGGUGUUUUGCGUGCCGUGUGCAAAUCUGAGUCAGUGGACUUUACCGGCUCGUGUGUUGUGUAGUCGGGCCUUCAUUCGGGAAGGAGAGGGAGCGAAGGAUACCACCAGUAGGUUUUAAUUGCUGAUACAACUGAACUGUCAAAAUGUCCGUGCUUACUCUAGAAGCUAAGCUAGAGAGGACGGAUAGAGGAACGCCAUGGGGCUUUCGUAUGCAAGGAGGAAAGGACUAUGCGUGCCCCUUAACCAUUCAAAGAGUUACACCCGGGAGUCUGGCAGCUAAGUGUGGCCUUCAAGCGGGAGAUAUCAUUCUGAAAAUAGGGAAUGCAGCUGCUGAGCCAUUGAAGCAUAAGGAAGCACAGGAUAUCAUUGUAUCCUGCCCUAACAGAUUGGACCUGCUUCUGCAAAGAAUUAAAGAAAAGAAAAGUGAACCAGUUAACAGAGGUGGCUCAACUAUCCAGCCAGCAUAUGACAAAUUUCCCGUCAACCAGUUUGCGGGAGGACAAAGCCCAGGACAGGGAAGUUUCCAGUCCUCACAGAACUUCAAUGCUGCCCCCAAGCCUUUUGGGGCGCCAUCUCCGGCCGCCCCUGCUGCUGCCCCUGCUGCUGCCCCCAGUUUCAGUAGCCCCAGUGUCAGUAGCCCCAGUGUCAACAGCCUGUCUCAGCAGACACAGAACAUGAACAUCUCAAGCCAGACACCCGACUACCUUAACGCUGCACAGCGGUAUACGGAGAGGGAGGCGGCGCCAGACCCCACACAGAACCAAUCAAGAUCUUUCAAAUUUCUUCAAGGUCUCAUGGACAGUGGACAAGACCAAUGGGCAGCAGCUGAACCUGUCCAGGCUUGGCGCAGCGGUGGAGGAGUAACACCUGGACAGGCAGCUGGAGGAGCCAAACACUCUGGAUGGGCUCCACCUAAGCCAGCCCCAGGCCCAGCCCCAGCCCCAGCCCCAGUGCCGGCCAGUACCCCUGCUGCCAAGCCAUGGGCCCCCUCAGCCCCUGCACCACCACCUCUUGGCCCAGCCAAGGGGGCACCCAUGGGAGGACCUAUGGGAGGACCCAUGGGAGGACCUAUGGGAGGACCUAUGGGAGGACCUAUGGGAGGACCUAUGGGCCGAGGCCCUGUGCCCAAGCCUACCGGCAAGGGAGCAACAAAGUUUAAAAAGGGUGAUGCUGUGGUGCGCCAACAGGGAGCAACUGGAGCUGACAUUCCCAGAGUGGCCACCUGUGCCCAGUGCGGGAAUACCAUUAGAGGUCCAUUUGUGGUUGCCAUGGGCAAGACGUGGUGUCCCGAUCAUUUUAUCUGUGCCAACCCCCGCUGUGGUGUCAAGCUGAUUGACAUCGGCUUCGUGGAGGAGGGCGGCUAUCUCUACUGUGAGCGAGACUACGAGCUGUACUUUGCCCCCAAAUGUACUAAGUGCAAUGCUGCCAUUGUUGGAGAAUGUGUGAAUGCUCUGCAGAAGAGUUACCAUCCUCAGUGUUUCCUGUGCUUCCAAUGCAAGCAGCCCAUUGGUGGAAACCAGUUCCACAUCGAGGACGGAAACCCUUACUGUGAGAAAGAUUGGAACGCCAUGUUCCAGACAAUGUGCUCUGGGUGCAGCUUCCCCAUUGAACCCGGCGACAAAUGGGUUGAGGCCAUGGGCAAGAACUUCCAUUCAGAAUGCUUCAACUGCUCGACUUGCCAAAUUAGUUUGGAAGGUGCUCCUUUCUAUGUCAAGGCUGGAAAGCCCUUCUGCAAGAAACAUGUACGAUAGAACAACACUGGAAGAUACAAUAAUUAUUCUGACAAUACAACUGUUGACUAAUAAGUAAAGAUAAGUUCUGGCUGAAGGACUGGGUUAUUCCACGGACGAUGGUUUGCGGUGCCUUGUGGUGAAAUGGAUAGCUAGCUAGGGUCUUGGUUUUCACUCCAUCCUCAUUUCAAUAAUUCCUUUUUAGCCAAUAAAACAUCAUGUUACUGUGUGCCUUGAUUAUAUAAGCAUACAGUUUAUAUAAAUAUCUUUUUGAAAUGCAUAAAAUAUGCAUAAAAUGUCAAGUGUUUUUUUAACAUGUAGUCCUGAUUUGGAGUCUUUGAUCUUUUCCUGUCAAUAAAUGGAUAUUUUUCAAAUUCUAUAGUUUGAUACUGUUUUACACAUACAUGUGAAAGAAGUAGGAAUUGUGAAGUUUUAUUAUAAUAAAAUUGAAAAAAAUGAAUUAGUAUGCAUGUUUGGCAAUAAGUCUUGAAUAAAUGAGAUUUCUUGUGUAUGAAUGACAUUUGUUAGGUUGUUAUUUUUUAAUAACUGUUCGCAUAUAUCUGUUGAUAUAUCUCCUGAUUUGAAUAUUGAAAGGUGUCAAAAGAUAUGAGUAUUUGGACUUAUCUCAGAGAAUGAAUAUCUUUAAAAAGCGAGAUAAAAAAGCACAAGGCACAAUCUGUUAAUCUGAUUGGUUAAUUCAGUCUUUGUGUGCAGAAUGUGUAUAUAAACCAAUGUCUAAAUCUGUGGGAUUAGCCAAAUGUAACAUUGAAAUAUGUUUUAGGAGAAAAGUAUCUUCUUUGUGUGCCUUGUGAUCUUGUUUGCUACAAACUGCCAUAACGCUUCUUCACCAAUGAAACAGCCAUUCAACUUAAGUUGUGUUUCGUAAGUUAAAAAAUGAAGCAUACAAUAACAUACCAAAUUUUGUAUCGCCUAGUAACCCAAGUAACCGUCAACAUUAACAUAUCAUUUGCCUGGUUUUAGAGAUAUAUAUAUUAGUUCCUGUGGUAUAUAAACCAUAUAUCCGUGUUUGAUUAAUUUUAAAAGUUAUGAAUUACUGUGUUCUAGGCAUAAGUUAAUCAUAUUUAUCUGAUAUAUGAAUAUUUCUUGAGAUCUCAUGUUAUAUGCUAAAUGAAAAAUAACGUUAUUUCUGUGGAUGCAUUUGCAUAAUUUUCAUAUACCAGCAUUAAAGAAUUAAAUAUUUUGUCCAAUGUGAAUUGUGACAUUUUUUUUUUAUUGUGGGGGUGGGGGGGUUUGUUGUGUUUAGAAAGAGAGUUUAUUGUUUCAAAAUUUCCAUAUGCGUCGUGUUGAAUGAAUAUCUUAGGAUCUAAUUAAUAGUAUGAAGUUUUAAAUGACUUGUGAAUAUUCCACAUUCAUAUGCUUCAAUGUGUAGUUUGAGUUCUGCGUACAAACCUAUGUGUAAUUACUGUAUAUAUAUAUAUAUGCUGUUGACACCUAUUCUUACCUCCCCUGCAUAAUGUCUUCACUUGUGUAUAUAGGCCUUGUAGAUAGUUGUCGACUCUUCUCUUCUUGCUUUCUAUCAGGGUCUCUACAAUAUAUGCAAAUCUUGUAUUUUUAACCUAUUUAUAUAGAUAUAUUGUACAAAGAUUAUACAAUGUUGAUAUACAAAUUUCUAAGUAAUUUAUGACUUUUUUAAGUUUGCCUCGAGCAAUAUGUACAAUUUUUAUGACCUUUGCAAGAAAUACUAUUUUCUUACAGCCUUUUCGAUCAUCUUUUCUGCUUGAGUUCAGGUGGCCUAAAUUUAAAAGACAUAUGCAAUUUUGAAAUGAUUUUCAACUUAAUAUAUGUAUGCCAAAACAUUUUUGUACGAUUUAUUGAUUUCAUUUAUCAUCUAAAGAAAUGGUCACACAAGUGGAACUAGUAGCUAGGAACACAGUAUGUUGUGACAGCAGAGGUGUGACUGUUUCAAUAUGGAUGCCAUUAGAGCAGGUUUUACACUUGCAACAAUUCCCUUGUGUUGGACUUUUGUCAGUUUAGCACCUCAGUUUUUCAUAAUGCUGUAUGAAAUGUUACAGUUGUUAUAGUCCAAAUAUUUUCCUGAAAUUUUCACCUUGUUUUUGGCUAUUACCCAAAUGUUUGCCUAAACCUGUGCAUGAUUUGCACCGAAGAAUGAAAAGAAACUUUUAUGACAUGGGUUUAUGGAAUGAAUCUCCUUCAAAAAUAAAAUCAUUUCCAUGCAUUAUGUGAGGGGUUUAUCAAACACUCAAGCACAUGUGUUCUCAAGGAUGGUAUAUAGUACCCAUUGUUUGCUAAGGAACACACCUUUGACUAUACGUGACUGGUCUUUAACAAGUGUUGGGUAGUAUAAAUGAAAGUCGUGCAUAUGGAUGUAGUGAUGAAAAAUUACAUGAACAGAGACAAGUUGCAGAAUUAUUACAGAGGAUUUGACAUGAAUCUGAAUAUGUCAGAAAUGGGUGGAAUCUUGACAGAAAAUUAUUCAUGAAAGAUGAUGUAGUGUACGAUUUGCCUGAAGUCAUCUCAAUGAAUAUUUUGCAUGGUACUCAAGGGGUUGGUGCAGUAUAGGAGAUAUUGCAUGGAGGUUGAUGUGUUACUGAAUAUAUCACACAGAAGCAAUUGCGUUAUUGAAUAUAUCGCCAGGAAACUGAUGCGUUAUUGAAUGUUUCGCAAAGAAGUUGAUGCGUUAUAGAAUAUAUCGCCCCUAGAAGAUGUUAUAUAAGGCUUGCUCUGUUGUAUACAUUGCAUACAGUGUAUAUAUAUAGUCCACAUGAUGAAUAUACCUUGACAUGAUGGUAGUACGAAGGGCUGUUUUGUUUGUUUAUUUUAAAUCUUGAGUUUGAUCCCAUCUGUGUGGCUACAUAGGUGAACACACCCAGAUAUAACAUUGAGAUCCUCGUGUUUGGAUGCAAAUUAAUACUGAACUGUCCUUGAACAGAACUCCUUGUAAUAUUUGAUAGUUACUUUCCAACCAUAUCAUGUUCCGAGUAAUAAACGCAAGGAAUAAUA
This is a messenger RNA of Haliotis rubra (blacklip abalone), 4750 nucleotides long. RefSeq names its product LIM domain-binding protein 3-like. The transcript has 13 exons. Bases 182 to 1789 code for a protein of 535 amino acids. Gene Ontology annotation, biological process: actin cytoskeleton organization; muscle structure development. Gene Ontology annotation, molecular function: muscle alpha-actinin binding; actin binding. Gene Ontology annotation, cellular component: adherens junction; stress fiber; Z disc. NCBI's taxonomy places the organism in Eukaryota, Metazoa, Mollusca, Gastropoda, Lepetellida, Haliotidae. The record is from RefSeq and is a predicted model, not a curated record.